Messenger RNA from Cyclospora cayetanensis, 3885 nucleotides. Its product is annotated as DNA-directed RNA polymerase III subunit RPC2. Gene Ontology annotation, molecular function: ribonucleoside binding; DNA-directed RNA polymerase activity; DNA binding. NCBI's taxonomy places the organism in Eukaryota, Apicomplexa, Conoidasida, Eucoccidiorida, Eimeriidae. The transcript is spliced from 4 exons. Gene Ontology annotation, biological process: DNA-templated transcription. Bases 1 to 3885 code for a protein of 1294 amino acids. Gene Ontology annotation, cellular component: RNA polymerase III complex. The record is from RefSeq and is a predicted model, not a curated record.
AUGAAUAUGAGGGGGCAGGUACGCCGUCCGGGGUGCUCCUCCAAGCAGGAGGCCUCCUCGUAUGUGGGUGCCCCCGCGCAAUCCAAGUGGCCAGCAUUUGGCCCUAACAUACCCAGGAAGGAGGAGGAAACGCCUGUCCUCUUUAAGCCCGAGAAGGUGUCAUCUGAAGGCGCUUGCUGCGGGGGAGCAAGCCUUGGUAACGGCGACUGCAAGGACCGCCUUUCAGCUCCUGCUUCCUUGGUGGCGACACCCCCCGCAGCGGAUUUUGAAUCGCAGGCCGCGGCGGGGGGGAGCAAGGGCAGGGGAUCCGAUGCUGGAAAAAAGAAAGCGUCCGUCAGUUUCAGCGACCAACUGCCCACCUGCGCGGGGGGCACCUCCCAGCACUCGCCUGCCUAUUGCAUGGGCAAGCGUGUGGAGGCUUUGCCCGACAAAUGGCGCUUGCUGCCCGCUUUUUUUGAGAGCCGUGGACUCGUGUCUCAGCACUUGGCAUCGUACAAUCAUUUGAUAACCCACGAACUGCGGGCUAUCGUGCGGGCUGCAGCGAACCGUCUCAUCAAGUCGGACGUGGACCCUGCCUUCUUCUUAGAGUUCCUGGAUAUUCAAGUUGGAGAUGCGCGCUUGGAGGAAAGCAUGCAGCAGUUCAAGCUCACUCCGAAGGUGUGCAGAGUGCGCGAGCUGAGUUACUCUGCGCCCUUGCUGGCUGAGGUAGAAUACAGCCGCGGCCACGAGAUCGUGAGACGGCGGGGUGUCUGCAUCGGCUACAUCCCUGUCAUGGUGAGAAGCAAGGUGUGCGCGCUCUACGGGAAGACGCAAGCGCAGAUUCAACAGCUCGGGGAGUGCCCGCUUGACCCCGGCGGGUAUUUUAUUGUGAAAGGGACAGAAAAGGUGCUGCUAAUGCAGGAGCAGCUCUCAAAGAACCGCAUCAUCGUGGAGCUCGACAUGAAGCGCAACGUUUGUGCCACUGUAACGUCGGCAACAGCCGAGGCGAAGAGCCGUACCUCCGUUGUGCUAAAGGGCAGGCGUUUGUUUCUUCGGCAUAACUCCUUUAUGGACGAUCUUCCUUUGUGCAUUUUACUGCGGGCCAUGGGAGUAGAAAGCGACCAGGAGAUCACACAGAUGAUUGGGGAGGCUGCCUGUGGCUCGGACGGGCAGGGUGAUGGCGCUCACGAAGCCCUCUCUCUUUCCCUUCAGGACUGUCACACGGAGGGAGUGUUGACGCAGCAGCAAGCGUUGCUGUGGGUAGGCACGCGGUUACGGCCGCGCAUGUAUGGCAGGGGCUUCUUUGCGCCAGCGAAGGAGCGGGAAACGCGCACCGCGAAGAGCGCAGUAGACGAAGCAGUCGACACACUGCAUCGCGUGCUUUUGGCGCACAUUCACAGUGCAGGCAGCGACUUUCGUCCCAAGGCGAGGUUUCUGAGUCUCAUGGCAAAGCGGUGUCUGCAGGCGGCCAGCGAUCCGCGGCUGCUGGAUGACAAGGACUAUUACGGAAACAAGCGGCUCGAGCUAGCGGGACAAAUGUUGGGGCUGUUGUUUGAGGAUUUGUUCAAGCGUUUCUGCAGCCAAACGAAGAAGCAGGCGGAUUACGCGCUCACACGAUACCACCAGACGCGCGCCACUACGCGCCAGAAAGAAGCGCUGCAGUACCCAGACUGUUUCCGCAACCUCCCGACGGAUAUUAUUACGCGCGGCCUGCAAACUGCCCUUUCCACAGGCACCUGGUCUAUCAAGCGGUUCAGAAUGGAGCGCUCGGGAGUCUCGCAGAUCCUUUCCCGACUCUCUUACAUCGCCACUCUGGGAAUGAUGGGCCGUCUGAACUCCCAGUUCGAAAAGGGGCGAAAAGUCUCCGGUCCGCGUGCGCUGCAGCCCUCUCAGUGGGGUGUGCUGUGUCCAUGCGAUACUCCGGAAGGGGAGAGCUGCGGCCUCGUUAAGAACCUGGCCCUGCUGACGCAUGUCACGACGGAUGAAGAUGAGGCACCCGUGGCGAGGGCUAUCUUUGCUCUCGGAGUGGAAGACGCUCAGGCAGUCAGCGGGGAGGAGCUGCACGAGCCUGCCGUCUUCUUGGUGUUCCUCAACGGCUGUCUCCUCGGCGUGCAUCGACGGCCUUCGGAGCUGCUGUCUGCGGUGCGCCUGCUGCGGCGCAGAGGCCUUCUGGGCCCCUUCGUGUCGAUACACCUGAACGCAGCUCACCAGUCCAUUUACAUUGCGACUGACGGAGGCCGCCUCUCGCGGCCGCUCAUCGUCGUAGAAAACGGCCGUCCGCUGCUGGAACGCCACCACUUGGAGCAGCUGGAGCGCGGGGAGCUCGUUUUCGGGGACCUGCUGAAUGCAAGUGUGCUUGAGUGGGUCGAUGUGAACGAGGAGAACAACCUUCUGAUUGCGCUGUCCGAAGAAAGAAUCGAAGCAGCCACAACGCACCUCGAGAUCGACCCCUUGGCCCUUCUAGGAGUUGUCGCCGGCCUCAUUGCCUUCCCGAACCACAACCAGAGCCCUCGAAACACAUACCAGUGCGCCAUGGGCAAGCAAGCCAUGGGCGCGAUUGCGUUCAACCAGUUCGCCAGAUGUGACACGCUCCUCUAUCUGCUCGUCUACCCGCAGCAGCCGCUUUGCAAGUCCCGAACGCUGGACCUCGUGCAUUUUAAUCAGCUUCCAGCAGGCCAAAAUGCAAGUGUGGCAGUCAUGAGUUUCAGCGGGUAUGACAUUGAGGAUGCGCUGGUUUUGAAUCGGGGGGCCAUAGAUCGAGGCUUUGGGCGCUGCUUCGCCAUUCGGAGGCAAAGUGUGGACUUCAAGCAUUACUAUAAUGGUGCAGCGGACAGAGCCUUUCCGCCUCCGACAGCCGCAGAGACGGGGCGUUCAGACACGGGAGCGGGAGCUCGAGGGCGAGGCCGCGGUUUCCCCAACCGGAGGUUUGCAGCUAUUGAAGAUGACGGGCUGGCUGGCGUAGGGGAGCUGAUAGAAGAGGACAUGAUCUUGGUGAAUCGGUUUUCUCCUGUCAAUACGAAAAGCCCCAUAUCGGACCCUCUCCGCCUGCAGCGGAGCGAUUUCACGCCGUCUCCCGUUCGCUACAAGGCCCCCGUGCCUGCCUACGUGGACCGGGUGCUGCUAACAGAGAAUGCCGAAGGAAGCCGUUUGGCCAAGUUCAUGCUCAGACAGACGCGCUUGCCGGAGCUGGGGGACAAGUUUUCGUCGCGCCAUGGUCAGAAAGGCGUUGUCGGUCUGAUCGCGCCCCCCGAAGACUUUCCUUUCGCGGAGGACGGCUGGACUCCCGACCUAAUCAUGAAUCCUCACGGGUUCCCCUCGCGGAUGACUGUCGGCAAGCUGCUCGAGUUGCUUGCUGGGAAGACUGCGCUGCUUAGUGGAAAGCUGCAAUACGGAACUGCGUUUGGAGGCGCCAAAGCGGCGGACCUUGCCAAAGCGCUCGUGGCAGGGGGGUUGCAUUACUCUGGCAAGCAGUAUCUAACAUGCGGUAUCACGGGAGCCCCCUUGAAGGCCUACGUCUUCUGUGGUCCGAUCUACUACCAGAAACUCAAGCACAUGGUGCAAGACAAGAUUCACGCGCGCGGUAGAGGCCCCCGGCAGUUGCUGACACGGCAGCCGACGGAGGGCAGAGCCAAGGACGGAGGCUUGCGGCUAGGGGAGAUGGAGCGCGACUGUCUAGUGGCCUACGGGGCCUCUUCCUUAUUGCUAGAGCGCCUCGUUAUUUCGAGCGAUGCAUUUGAUGCCACGGUUUGCACCCGCUGCGGCCUCAUCGGCGCUGGCGGCUGGUGCUCGAUGUGCAAAAGUGCCGGCAACACUGCGACGGUCCAGAUCCCCUAUGCCUGUAAACUGCUCUUCCAAGAGCUCAUGAGCAUGAAUGUAUGCCCUCGAAUUUCUCUCAAGGAGGCUUAA